GAAGGAUGUCCUUUUCCUCUGCAGGCAUCUGCCCAUAUCUCAGAGUACUCCUUGCCCUCCCUAUAAGAUGACAGUGCUGCUUUUUCCAUCACAGUUUAGUGUUUACAUGCACUUGUCUGCGUGAUGUGCACAUUGCUCUGAAGGCCCCUUGCUUGCUGAUACAGUGUUGCAUCCUCCAUCCAGCCCAGCUGACAGUGCUCCCGCUGCCUCCCAGCCUCUCACACACAGCUGACUGCCUGAGUGCUGCUCUCACAGCUUGGCUACUCCAAGCAGCAGGAGGCUGGCUGCUCCCUAUUUCCGGUCCAGUCACAUGAGGAAGGACCCUGGCUGCACACAAGCAAUAAUCCAGCCGCAUGACUAAGAAGAGGAGCAGCUGCUACUCCACUGCUCCCAGGUCUGUGGAGAAGUCACUGGGGACUGAGGCACCUGCUGCCCUGCAAGUGUCUCCACCUCCUCCUCAUUACCGCUGAUACAUCAUAAUCACAGGCUGCCAGCCCCCAGGACUGUGUGUACCACCCUGCCAGUGCAGCACUGAUUCCCCAGCACAUCUCCUGUCUGCACACCAGCAGCAUGAUCAGCCUCAUGUGCCUGUCACUGGAGUGAGCUCAGCCUAGUCAGAGACUGGAGGGGAGACAAUAGUUGGGGGAGGUGCUGCUGAAUGACAUUAGUCAGGACAAUAAUAUUCCUAGAACUCAGGAGACAAAAGGCUGUCACAGUCCUGUCUGGAGAUGGCUUCCUUGAACCUAGGGCUGAGCCUGUCCAGGAAGAAGAAUGCCUUCAGGAAUGCAGCAGUGGAGAGGAAGAACCUGAUCACAGUCUGCAGGUUCUCCGUAAAGACCCUGAUCGAUAGAUCCUGCUUUGAGACCAUUGAUGAUUCCGCUCCUGAAUUUUUAAACUUUGCUUCUAUUCUGGAACAAAUCCUAAGUCAUCGCCUGAAAGGUCAGCUAACCUGGUUUGGUUAUGAAAGUCCUCGAAGUUUUUGGGAUUACAUACGGGUUGCAUGUUCCAAAGUGUCCCACAGUUGUAUCUGUAGUAUCGAAAAUAUGGAAAAUGUCAGCUCCUCGAGAGCGAAGGGCAGGGCCUGGAUCCGAGUUGCGCUCAUGGAAAAACGCUUGUCCGAGUAUAUUACAGCGGCACUGAGAGAUUAUAAAACAACAAGGAGGUUUUAUGAUGAUGGAGCGAUCGUCUUGGGUGAAGAAGCAAACAUGCUUGCCGGUAUGCUGCUUGGUCUCAACGCCAUUGAUUUCAGUUUUUGCCUGAAAGGAGAGGGCUUGGAUGGGAGCUUCCCCGCUGUUAUAGACUACACGCCUUAUCUGAAGUUUACACAAAGCUCCGACAGCAUCAGCAGCGAUGAGGAAGAGCUACGCACAUUGGGCAGCAGCGGCAGUGAGAGUAGUACCCCAGAAAAUAUUGGUCCCCCUUUCAUCAUGGAUGAGAACAGCUGGUAUAACAAAUGCAAGAGGGUGGAGCAGAAGUACCGGCUGGCCCUGGAGCAAAAGGGUUACCUUGAAGAGUUGGUCCGCCUUCGGGAAGUUCAGCUUUCUGACUCAGCCUCCCAAAACAAGUUAUUAACUCAGAGGAUUAAAGAUAUAGAACUGAACCACAAGCUGGAGAAAGAACAACUGGAAUACAUCAUUGUAGAGCUGCAGGACCAGCUGACUGUACUAAAGAAUAAUGACUUAAGAUCGAGACAGGAGUUAACCACUCACCUCACCAAUCAGUGGCCUUCCCCAGGAGCUCUGGAUGUUAAAGCUGUUGCUCUGGAGACAUUGCUGUACCAAAAGCACAAUGAACAGUGGGAUGAUAAAAGUUUCCACAGUUUGGGUCACUUAUCUGCGGAUGCCAGUCUCUCUCAGAUGUCAUUCGACGCUGGUCAGUCCCAGGAUGGGAGCGGGAAGCAUGACUGUUCCCACCUAAGUGAAGGUAAAGAAGAAACACCGUCAUUACUAGGCCUUUGUGGGUCCCUCACAUCUGUUGCAAGUUACAAGUCCCUCACAAGCCUCAAGUCUAGUGAAUGUCUUGCCAGUCCCACAACAGAGAUGACCAGCCCAGGCCUAACCCCAUCCUGAGCCAGGGAGACUGACAGGGGAAGGACAAGCUGUUUUUGUUAUCAUUUUUUAUAUAUUUUUUGCUGUUUUGUAUGCCAACUACAUUCCAUGUCUGAAUGGCUGCAGAACAAAGGCACAUUGUCUCGUUACACUCUAUUGACUUAUUUUUUGUUUAAUACUCGUAUGUCGCAAAUGAACUGAUAGAACCAUGGUUGAAAGUGUACAGUUCCUGAUUUAUUUUCUUUUUAUUUAUUUAAUGGGGGGACAUUUAUAAAAUUGGGGGCACAGGUAAAAAUUAAAAUAACGCCACCCAUUGUGCGCUGUCAUUUUUAAGUACAAUUUAGAAAAUAAAAGUAAAUAAUUCACUUAUAUGAAAAAAAUAUUUGGGGUUUGUUUUUUUUUGACAAAAGUUCCCUGUGUACCAGUUUUAAUAAAUGUCCCAUUCUGUGUGUCUAGUAUUUGACCUUAAAACCAACAAUGCAACAUUGUACAGACUGUGAUAACAAAUGGAGCGAAACGCGUGGGUGGUAUUACUUCUUUGUUUCAUAUGGAAGUGUGGCAUCAAUUGUUUGUUCUUGCCCUGUAUUAUAUCAGUUCUAAGCUUGUCAUGUUUUCUGUGCCAUCUGCUGGCCUACAUGGCUGUAUAUGUAGGCCUUUUUUUCUAUUUUUGUAUGUGCGAGGUAAAUACUUCCAUUAAGAAAUGUAAAAUAAAGAAAUAAAAUGUGGAUUGACA
Molecule: messenger RNA, 2781 nt
Organism: Pseudophryne corroboree (corroboree frog)
Lineage: Eukaryota; Metazoa; Chordata; Amphibia; Anura; Myobatrachidae
Gene: RUNDC3B
Product: RUN domain containing 3B
Exons: 11
Coding region: 729-2069 (446 amino acids)
Source: RefSeq, a predicted model, not a curated record